Molecule: messenger RNA, 1602 nt
Organism: Clonostachys rhizophaga
Lineage: Eukaryota; Fungi; Ascomycota; Sordariomycetes; Hypocreales; Bionectriaceae
Source: the annotation of a GenBank genome assembly
AUGAUGAAAGAAGCAGUGUCAGCUGGCUAUAAGAGCAAACCGCUAUCUCUUGGUCAUCACGCAACGCAAAGAGAUAGAGACCCUAAAUCACCCGAUAAUCAUGGCCCAUCCAGAGAAGAAAGAUAUAAGAAAGCUUCUAGCUUCACUCCUCAACGAGAAAAUGAUGAGAGAGGUGCAAGUCACACAACCCGUGCGGAAAAGGCCAAAAAUCAAGACGAAGGGCUAUCCAAAGCCAACGCUGAUUGCGAGGUCGGGGUAUCGAUUGACUCUUCCGAAGGCGCUCAUCAGGACUCUCAACGUAUCGAUAGACCUGAAGAUCUACGGGAAACAAAUUUCCGGAGCGUUUCACGGAAUCACCGUGUAAUAAAACCAAGCGGGGGAUUUUUCUCUGGAUUUACUUCCUCAAUCUCGUUAUUCUCUGAUCGGACGGAAGAACCCAACAACAGUAUCGAAAAAAAUAUCGCCAAACUAGAAGAUGAACUCCGUUUCAAGGACAAGCAGUUGGAUGAGGUCAACGCGCGCCUUCACAAACAGGGCAGAAUGCACCAGCACCAAACCCAAGAAUUGAAGCAAAACUGGGCAAAUAAAUGCCAGGCAGUUUGGCAGGAGCGCUCUCAUUUUGAGGCCCAAUUGAAGACAACAAUGGCUCAGCUAGAAUCAGCCAAGAAAGAGAUACAGCAACAGGAAGCGGUAGUCACUAACAUUCGUGCCAGGCAGAUAUCAGAUCUCGCCUCUGACGUCUCAAACGAAUUACCGGACGACAAGGUACGAGAAACAUUGAGGGUCUUUUUCCAGGGGGAUUUCUUUUCUUGGUGCUCGGAUCUUUGCGCUCCAGAGUUGAAGGAUCCAGAUCAAGUGGCAGCGCGUCUCCAUUCGAUGAGUCUCCUAAACACCCACGAGGCUUACCUUCGGGCUCCUGAAUUUCUCAAACUAGAUUUGGGACUAGGUGAUGGUGAGGCGUCAUUGCCUCUGCUACAAGCAGCGCUUUCCAGCUUUCUUUGUCGCGAGUUCUUGGCAUCCCCAUAUUUUCUCGUGGAUAUCAACCCCGAGUUGCACGGGGGGAGCCAAGCUGCAGGCAGUGUGGCCCUCGAUGCAAUUGAGUCGGCCUUGGCCAAGGUGCAACCUGAUGCCGCUAUGGACUGGCGAAUCAGUACACUGCAAACCUUAGAGAAAUCUACACCCAUGACGACAGAGGGAGCGGAAUAUUUUGCAACAGUCUUUCUGAAUAACUUCCAAUUUUUGAUCAACGAAAUAUAUUGGGACGACAAGGACGCGAAGAGUGAUCUGGUCAAGAUAAUCCAGAGCUUUGCAAACCUGUCUCUGCGACUCUGGAAGAAGAGGGGUUAUAUCUACGUGCACUACAUUAACCGCUUCGCGAACGAUCCAUUUCGUUGGAAGUCUCCCUGGAUGGAUGCUGACGCCCAGGCGCUUGCCACUCUAGGCUCGCAGACAGAAGGGCGGCCUAUUGCUCUGCUCAUGAGACCUAGUAUUAUUUCUCAACCAUUGGCGAGACCUGGUGAUGUGAAAGCGGAGGUUCCAUGGCUGAAGGCGUUGGCCUGGAUCUCCAGCCGUGUCGAUGGGGAUGAAACUAUGGGCCAGUAA